ACAAAGACUGACAGAAAGACGCGGAGGAAGAAAAAUCACGGACAAAAACAUUAGUGUUUGCGUUUUUAUUAAAACACGGAACCAUGCAAAGUCUUUAGCUUCAAGGAAACUAUCCAGACGUAACAUUAAUGCUUGUUUUUUUAUGGUAUAAGACGGUCCUCAUUAUUUAACUCGCUGUCUAUCAAACAUGUUAGAUGACGGCUCAUCUAGAAAUGAGCUCGCUGGUGGAGAUUCAGAGACUGGUUUGUCAAAUGAACGGGUCUUUAAACUCGGUGACGGGACCCCGUCCUCUAAGUUCCUGCAAGCUGAACUGGAGCUGAACGCCCACCUGAGUGGGCUCACCUUCAGCGAGCCCGUCCGAUACAUCUACAACCCGCUGGAGUACGCCUGGGACACUCACCGCUGUUACGUGGAGAGAUACUGUCAGGCCGGGCAGAGCGUCCUGUUCCUGGGGAUGAAUCCCGGACCUUUCGGCAUGGCACAGACGGGGGUUCCAUUUGGUGAAGUGAGGUCAGUCGUCGAGUGGCUGAAGAUCACAGGGGAGGUUGGUUGCCCUCACGACGAGCAUCCUAAGCGACGGAUCACUGGGCUCGCCUGCACUCAGAGUGAAGUCAGUGGCGCUCGCUUUUGGGGCUUCUUCAGAAAAUUGUGUGGCGAACCAGCGCUGUUCUUUCGACACUGCUUCGUGCACAAUUUGUGCCCUCUAAUCUUCAUGAGUGCCAGCGGGAAGAAUCUGACACCCCCCGAGCUGCCUGCUGGUGAACGGGAGGCCCUGCUCAAACUGUGUGACAUCGCGCUCUGCCAGGUGGUGGAGGCACUGAAUGUCUCCAUGGUGAUUGGUGUGGGAAGGGUGGCAGAGCAGCGAGCGAGGCGAGCUCUGUCUGCUGCAGGUGUCAACGUGCGAGUUGAGGGCAUCAUGCAUCCGUCUCCCAGGAACCCGCUUGCCAAUAAGGGCUGGGAGGAUGUGGCUAGAGCAAAGCUGGCAGACCUGGGUGUUCUCUCGUUACUCAACAAGUCUUGAACUGAUCAGUAGCCGUAUGGAGAGCACUCACUCUGUCAAUGGAUCAGCAUGUGUGAACAAAUGUUGGAUGUCUCCGUGACAGUGGCAUCAAACUCCUGCUCUUUUAUACACUAAUGCCUUCAAAAACUGUACCAAUCACAGUUACUGGGAAUUGUCUGUUCCUUUUCAAACGGGUUUUUACUGAUCAAUAGAUGCAAAUCAAUAGUGGAAGAGAAGUGGAACUACAGUAUUUCUGCACUAAUGUAACUACAAGGUACUUCACAUAUAUAGUAUCUUUAUGCACAUGUAUUGUAUCUUUAUGUAAAUAAGUGUGUACAGCCUUUGGGGCUUUGGAGUUCGACAUAAACAUAGAGAUUUUAAUAAUACAACUCACAACACCCACAACUCACAACAUGAAUUCAUAUGGAAAAUACCAUGAUUAAAAUGUCUUCUACACAUGAGGAAAGGUUUGCUUGUACGCCUACAGACAAUAAUUCACCUUCAUCAUAUAAUCUAAUUAAAAGAAUUUUAAGUUUUAAUUUGAACUUAACAUUAAAAACCAUGCCUCUUAUCAUUCAAACAGGCACCAACAUAUAAUGUUAUAAUUGGUGCUUAUAAUGCAACAGGAUGCCAUAUAAAUUCUGUGGCAUUAUCAUGUUCAGAAAUAAAUUUAAUUUUACAAACAAGGUCUUGCAAAAAAUACACGUGCAUAUGUUGUAUAUGCAGGACUAUUAUAGAAGGUCAUUUAUGUAGCUGUUAAAUAUAUUUUUAUCAUUAAUUUUGAUGUAUUGAAUGUAUGUUUUAUGUUUAUAUUCUGUUUUUUUGUGGUAUUUCUGAGCACAGUGAUCUUGAAAAGAAACCUUCUUGUUUUUCAAAUAAAUGUUAAAUGGGACAACAUGUUAUUUAUUUCCAAGAUAAAGGCUCCCUGACAGCUGACAAGGCUAUUGUUUAACUUAGCAUGUUAGCAUGGUAGUAUUAAUGAAGGAAGGCUAGAAAUGUUAGUCUGCAUGCAGUAGUCUGCAUGUUCCAGAAACUUCAUACAUUACAUUACAUACAUUACUGAGUUGGAUGACAGUUAAAAGUAAUUAAGAGUGAGUCAGCAUCAGGCCCCCAGCAGACCUGGUUCAUAAUUUGAUAUCUAAUAAUAGUUUAGCUGUAAAUGUGUCAUUCUGACACAUGGUAAUCUGCAGUCCUUUAUUUCGGCUUUGUGAAUCCCCAAGCACAUAUAACAACAACACACUUUCUGUUGGAUCAAGGAAAUAUUUAAUAUUAAUUGUACUAAAAAGCAACACUCUGUGGAGAUUAAAGCCAUAUCACAAGCAGUGGUGAAUACUGUGAAAGGCAUGUUAACUUAUUUGGGGUUAGUACAGCACUGCUGCCUUCAACUGGAACUGGAUACCUUUCUCUCCCAGUCCCACCAAAAACUGAAGAAACUCAUUUUAAGAUUUUAAAUGACAUUUACCCUUGCAAUGAAUUUCUUAGACAAAGAUUUAAUUUGGAAAGAAACAAUUGUAAGUUUUGCAACUUUGAUACUGAAACGCUUGAACAUGUAUUUUUUAAUUGCCAAUGUAUCAGAACUUUUGGGGGACUCUUUCAAAACUGUCAAAACUGUCAGUCCUGAAAAGGCCUCCAAGCACCGACUUUAAAUUUCAACACUAUUAAAAUCGGAGUUUUAAUGCAGGACAAAAAAAGAAAGCUAUGCUAUAUAACACCUUAAUUAUUAUGGGGAAGCAUUUUAUCCAUAGAUGUAGAUUUUCAAAUGUCACACCACUGUUUUUAAUUUUUAUGAAUGAGCUGAUUAAUUUCAAAAAAACUUUGAAACAUAAAAACUAAACAAGCCUUAUGUGUUUACAAUAGCUCUGACUCUGACUUUUUUUGAUUUUCUGAUUUUGUUUUUUGUUUUUUUAUAUUAAUUUUCUGUUGUGUUUUGAUGAUACGGUGUUGUUUUCGUGUAUUUACAUGCUACACCUUGACUGGAAUAUUUGAUUAUUCCUGACUUUGCAAUGCUGGAAUUUGUUAAUUAAAUCAAAUAAAAACAAAAACAAACAAACAAAAA
Messenger RNA from Mugil cephalus (flathead mullet), 3056 nucleotides. It is a transcript of the gene smug1, whose product is annotated as single-strand-selective monofunctional uracil-DNA glycosylase 1. Gene Ontology annotation, molecular function: single-strand selective uracil DNA N-glycosylase activity; oxidized pyrimidine nucleobase lesion DNA N-glycosylase activity. Lineage: Eukaryota; Metazoa; Chordata; Actinopteri; Mugiliformes; Mugilidae. The transcript is spliced from 2 exons. The coding region runs from base 188 to 1021 and encodes 277 amino acids. The record is from RefSeq and is a predicted model, not a curated record. Gene Ontology annotation, biological process: base-excision repair.